AAAAAAUCAGAAACAGCUAUAAAUCAGAAUCAAAUUGGGCACACACAAGGAAUAUGUUUAUCUGGAAUUUUGAUUUUCCGCAUUGAGCAACCCAAAGAGCUCCAAACAAAAGUCGAAAAAGCAGCCAAUAACAAGCCUUAUGCUCAAGCUGCUGCAGUGAAAAAGUAAAUAAAGCUGAUAUAGCGCCACGUGAAAUACAAGCCAGCAAGUGUAAACAUUUCCAGAAAUAAAACGAAAGCAUCGACUGGCGCUUAGACAAAUAAACAUUGAAUGCGAAUUGCAAACGCCAUUCAAGAAAAAAUGAAACAGUAGAAGGUCGAACCUGCAAAAACUUCAAUUCUGUUUCGUGUAUAGAUUAUAAAAUGAACGUUGUUUGCUAAUAUUUAUCCGACUUAAACCCCAAAACAAGAGGGCCAAAAAAAUACUGAAUCAAUAGAUGAAAUAUAAAAAUAAGUUUACCAAGCAUAACUAUUUGGACAUCUAAACUUCGCUCAGGUAUAAGCAAAAUUGCUGCAGUCACACAUGCCCAUCCAUCGCUACCUAAAAUUGACAGCAACGAGCUCAAUAAGCUGCGAAACCAACGCCGUGUUUCCGUUUGCCUUCGAGUCCUGAUGUUGGGGAAGGAAAUGAAAUAAAUCAAGGCUCAUUAGAGGCCUCGAGUGCACCAAAGCCGAGUCGACAGUUGAUGUCAACUUAAUCAUCAUCAGGACAACACAUUCGGCGCCUCCAGGAGUGGAAUUUCAACUCCUUUUCUGGCGAUAACACGACAUAUUGCCAGCUCAUUACGCCAGACUGUCUGCCAGUGUGGGAGUGUCUAAUGGGUAUGCCUUCUUUUGUCAGCUUCCUACUUAUUCUGCGGCGUUCUAACUUUCCAUCAUCCGCCCCUUGUCCCCUGUCCUAAUAAUAGCAACAUUACACAAGUAAUUAGUCACGCAUUUAAUUAUUAUUUAUGGUUUUUGUCACAGUGUGCGGGUGUGUCUCCGCUUUUCAUCCUUGGGACUCCAAUUCAUCCUUUUGCCCGUGAGCGUGUGUGUGACUAACAAUUAUUACAUGUAAUUAUCCACUUGAAUGCCUGUCCCUGAAUUAUCAGUGAAUUUAUAUGACACGUCUGAUAAAAGUUAGUUGGUCUGUUCUGGAUUGGCAUGCUAUUAACAUAUGCAUGUCUACCAAAUAUCGUGGACGGCAAUAGCAACCUGUUGCCCAUUAUUUCUGCGCCAUCGCCCAUUGAUAAUGAUUACGUUUACAUUGCUUCAGUCAAUAGCAAAUUUCCCCAGUUCGGCAACGCUUUGGAUGAGGAGCAGGAGGCCGAGGAGCAGCAGCCAGAGGAGACCACCUAUCCGCCGCCCGUUUUCGACUUUGGGAUGCCCAGAAACAUUACGACCAGGACGGGACACACGGCGGCCAUCAACUGCCGCGUGGACAAUCUGGGGGAUAAAUCGGUAUCCUGGAUAAGAAAACGCGAUUUGCACAUUCUGACUGCAGGCAUUUUGACCUACACAUCUGAUGAGCGUUUCAAGGUGGUGCGGACCGCCGACUCCAAGGAUUGGACAUUGCAUGUGAAAUAUGCCCAGCCACGUGACAGCGGCAUCUACGAAUGCCAAGUGAAUACGGAGCCAAAGAUUUCGAUGGCAUUCCGCCUGAAUGUCAUAGUAACGCCGCCAGAUGCCAAGGCGAUUAUUGCCGGCCCCACGGAUUUGUACGUCAAGGUGGGAAGCAGCGUCACACUCACAUGCCUCGUCAAGCAGCCGACGACGUCCGCGCAGGAUAUUGGGCCAAUUUACUGGUACCGCGGCCCCUACAUCCUCACACCCUUCGUGGCGCAUCCGAAUGACGCAGCCAUCGACUUGCAGCGCAUCUCCAUGGAGUCCACGCUGGCGGAGAAACUGCAGAGCAGAUUACGCAUCGCCAAUGCUCAGCUGCUGGACACGGGCAACUAUACGUGCAUGCCGACCACAGCGGAAGCGGCCAGCGUGGUGGUCAAUGUCAUCAAUGACGAGAGUCCCGCAGCGAUGCAGAAGAGCAGAGCGAUGCACAGUAGUCGCAGCAGUGGGCUAGUGCUAGUGCUAGUGGCCAUGAUGGCCAGUUCCGUGGUGCGAUGGCUCACUGGUGGCUGCCACUGGGACAGCAAGAGCUGUCGCGAUUCCUGCUCGAAUUUACACUUACUGCAUAUCAAUUAUAGCCAGCUGCACGCAAAAUCAGCACCAGCAUCAGCCAGCCACUUGGAGCAGCAUCGAAUUCCGGUCGAAUCAUGAUAAUUAAGUAGUUGCCACUUUUAAACAUCCUGUAUAUAAAACUGAAUUCAUAGUUAAGCAUAUGUAUGUAUGUGUGUAAAUCCGAUAUAUGAGAGAUGGGAAAACUGUGAGGAAUGAUUAGUUCAUAUUUCUGCCUUCGCCCUCCCAAACUUUAUUGUUCGGUUAUCAAACUUUUGGAAUGUUUGUGAAACAUUUCAACUUUCUGCAUUUAUUCAGAACUGCAGUGGUUUCCCAUCGGGCUAGUAAACUAAACUACAACUACAACUACAUUUAAUGCUAAUUUUUAUGCCUAGCGUAAAUAUUUAUGUAACGAUACAAAAAUAAAAGAUGGUGCCCAAGUAAUUAUCAAAUGUAAUAUUAAACAAAAUUACGCCCGAUAAUAACAUACAUUUAGCGAUAACAAACACAGAAUUCAUUGCAUCGUUUAUUUCAGAAUGCAAAUAUUAUUAUUGGGGUAUGUUCUGUUAUUGCAAUUAGCUAAUUAUAUUUCUCACUGUGAAAACACUUGAAAACUAAUUGAACCUAACUCUCAUUAAAGCGGCAGGCGUUAAAAAAAGAAAAAAAUUUAAAUUACGCCAUCAGCAAAAAAACACAAAACGGUCACAAUUAAUUUGGAUUCAAUUUAGUUAUAGAUAUAUGAACGAUUUGUAACCAUAUAUAUCGAAAUUCUCAGUGAGAAACAAUAAAAUGUAUUUUGUUGAAAUAAAAAACUUGAUUUUAACCACCUUUACUGUACCCAC
Messenger RNA from Drosophila gunungcola (fruit fly), 2992 nucleotides. RefSeq names its product hemicentin-2 (gene dpr2). The record is from RefSeq and is a predicted model, not a curated record. NCBI's taxonomy places the organism in Eukaryota, Metazoa, Arthropoda, Insecta, Diptera, Drosophilidae. Gene Ontology annotation, biological process: synapse organization. The transcript has 9 exons. Bases 1143 to 2252 code for a protein of 369 amino acids. Gene Ontology annotation, cellular component: neuron projection membrane.